GCCCUAAGCCCACUUUCUUCUUCUCCUCCUUUUUCUGUAUCUCAUAAGUUCUAAGCUCUCGGUUCUCUUCGUGCUUCGAUAAUUCCGCUACUUCUACGUAUCUGUUCCAGGAGAUAAUGGCGGAACAAAUAAGCAUGGGUAUUCUCAUUGACAUUGUUGAUCAAGAAUGGAUGAGUGAUACACUUCCAGAUGAUGAUCUUCCAUUGCCGCCUGUCCACCUACCACAGAACGAUGAUACUGAAGAUGCAAAUCAAGAAGUCAAACAACCUGAUGAUGAUAGCUGGCAUGACCUUGCUUUGGGAACUCACUAGAAUGAUUUGAACAUCAUCCAACUUCUAGGUAAGAUUAUUUGAGGUUAUAAUUGAUGUCCGAAUUGUACAAAACUCUUGUAUGUAUUAACAUCUAUAUUCAAUCGAAUAGUCGGUUUGUGUG
Molecule: messenger RNA, 432 nt
Organism: Impatiens glandulifera
Lineage: Eukaryota; Viridiplantae; Streptophyta; Magnoliopsida; Ericales; Balsaminaceae
Product: anaphase-promoting complex subunit 13
Exons: 4
Coding region: 117-311 (64 amino acids)
Biological process (GO): protein K11-linked ubiquitination
Cellular component (GO): anaphase-promoting complex
Source: RefSeq, a predicted model, not a curated record